Messenger RNA from Rhopalosiphum padi (bird cherry-oat aphid), 1117 nucleotides. Its product is annotated as gamma-glutamylcyclotransferase-like. NCBI's taxonomy places the organism in Eukaryota, Metazoa, Arthropoda, Insecta, Hemiptera, Aphididae. The record is from RefSeq and is a predicted model, not a curated record. The transcript is spliced from 3 exons. Gene Ontology annotation, molecular function: gamma-glutamylcyclotransferase activity. Bases 319 to 933 code for a protein of 204 amino acids.
UAUUUUAGUGGCUACUUGAAUGAGUUGAAUGUUAUCAAAAGCACGCAACAAUCAUCGAGAUAAAUAAUAUACUCUUUAGCUCGACGGGAACAGUCUACAAAAGGCAACACGUAAGGUCGUACAAGGUGAGACGCCUGGUGGCUAAAAAACGUGUUUUUGAGACGAGUAAAUGUAAACGAAUUUUAUGCCACUUACUUAUCUUGUAUACUAUUGUGAAUAAAAUAUUAAUAAUGUAGCAGUAUUAAUUAGUUUAAUAAUUAAUAUCCAUAUUCAUAAUCUGAUUAAGUGAUUAUUGUUCAAGAGCUGUGUAGUGCGUAUAUGGUCGAUCGAGAUUCGGAGGAAUUAGACUAUAAAAUAUUUAGUAUAAUAUAUUCACUAUAUUAUAUAGCCAAUGAUAUGAAUAAAUUUAUGUACUUUGCGUACGGAAGCAAUUUGCUUGCAGAACGGAUUCAUAUUCAAAAUCCAACCGCUGUAAGAAUUGGAGCUGGCAAACUAAAUGGGUAUCGUUUAGAUUUUAACGAAUUUUCAAGUUUUUGGGAAGGAUGUCCAUCAACAGUGGUUCCAGACCCUAACGAACAUGUCUGGGGUGCUUUGUGGCAACUGAACACUAGUGAUUUAAACAAUUUAGAUCAACAGGAAGGUGUCGGGAUAAAAAUGUAUUUACCAUUUGAGGUAAACAUUAUAACUCCAAAUGGCGAUAAUGUAUUAAGUCGCUGUUACAAGCUAGUCAAUCAGCCCCUUGUUAAACAAAUACCAUUGCCACUUGACAGAAGACCAUCUAAAGCAUAUCUUGAAACUAUACUACUUGGAGCAAAAGAAACUGGUUUACCAUUAGACUAUUUACAAUUUCUUAAUGAAAUACUUGAUAAUGGUAAAAACGGACCAAAAAUGCCAUGGUUAAAACAUGAACCACUAAAAAAUACUGAUUUGUAAUUAAAUUCUUGUCUUAUUUAAAAUAUGUUAUAAAUUAAGUUGUGAUAUAAGUUUUUUUAUAAAGAACAAAUAUAUAAGUGUACAAAAUAGAAUAAUCUAUAAUAUUAUUCAAUGCUAUAAAGAAAAAAAAUCUGUAAGCAGCUUAAGUUCUAAGGGUAUUAAUUAUAAUCAGUUUAUAUGUAGA